Molecule: messenger RNA, 2229 nt
Organism: Aquila chrysaetos chrysaetos
Lineage: Eukaryota; Metazoa; Chordata; Aves; Accipitriformes; Accipitridae
Gene: SMYD3
Product: SET and MYND domain containing 3
Exons: 12
Coding region: 245-1609 (454 amino acids)
Cellular component (GO): nucleus
Molecular function (GO): histone methyltransferase activity; protein binding
Source: RefSeq, a predicted model, not a curated record
CCUAUUUGUAAUUGGCCAUAGAAACACCAAUAACCACUUCGGUCAGCAUCACAGGGUGCUGGGUUAAUGGAAAUGUAUUAUUAAACCCCCGCCCCCCCCCUUCAGGCAAAAGGCUACCCUCUGCCCCGUGGCCUCUCCGUACAGGUGAGAGAUCUGGCUUCGGGCAGGAAAACUGAAAACGUCCGCUCUACCCCUGAGGAACAAGGCAAGCCACCUCCUGCCACGGACCUGGCCCACAGCUAAGAUGGCGGCGGCUGCGCCGCGUCACGUGGCCGCGGGCGGGGCGGCCCCGCGCUCUCUCUGUGGCGGCGCGUGCGGGCGGAUGGAGCCGGCAGCCCUGGAGCGGUUCGCUAGCCCGGGGAAAGGCAGCGGCCUCCGCUCCCGCCGGCGGGUGCGGCCCGGCGAGCUGCUCUACCGCGCCGAGCCCUUCGCCUACGUCGUCACCAAGGAGCAGCUGGGCGGCGUGUGCGAGCGCUGCCUGCGCAGGAAUGAACAUCUGCACAGAUGCUCUCAGUGCAAGGUUGCUAAAUACUGUGGUAAAUCUUGUCAGAAAGAAGCUUGGCUGGACCACAAGCAGGAAUGCAGGUGUCUUAAGAGCGUGGAGCCUAAUUUUCCUCCAGACUCUGUCAGACUUGCUGGCAGGAUUGUUUUUAAACUACUUAGACAAUCAGUAUGCCUUUCUGAGAGACUCUACUCUUUUUCCGAUCUUCAGUCAAAUACUGAACAGUUAAGUGAAGAAAUGAAAGACGGCCUCAGGCACCUUGCACAGACAUUGCAACUGUAUUUGAAAAUGGAGAUCCAGGAUGCGUCUCACUUGCCACCUGUAAUUGACUUUUUUCAGAUCUUCACAAAAGUGACCUGUAACUGUUUCACCAUCAGUAAUGGAGAGAUGCAGGAUGUUGGUGUUGGCCUGUAUCCCAGCAUGUCUUUACUGAACCACAGCUGUGACCCAAACUGCGUGAUCGUUUUUGAAGGAUACCAGCUUUUACUUCGCUCUGUCCGAGAGAUCCAGAUUGGUGAAGAGCUCACCAUCAGCUAUAUUGAAUCACUGAUGACCACUAGUGAACGCCAAAAGCAACUGAUGCGCCAGUAUUGCUUUGAAUGUGACUGUCUUCUCUGCCAGAAUCAAGAAAAGGAUGCUGAGAAAUUGGCCGGUGAAGAGCAUGCCUGGGAAGAAGUCAAAGAUGCUGUAAAUGAAGUGAGAUAUCCAAAAUCAAAAGAAGAGUGGGAACAGGUUCUGGCAAGGUGCCAGAAUCUCUUGAGCAGCAAUAUGGGUCGUCUUCCAGACACAAAUAUCUAUCAGCUGAAAAUGCUUGACUGUGCCAUGGAUGCCUGUAUUAACCUUGAAUCCUGGGAAGAAGCUUUGUACUAUGGCAGCAGGACUCUGGGACCAUACGGACUCUAUUAUCCUGGUUUCCAUCCACUGAGGGCUGUCCAGCUGAUGCGAGUGGGCAAACUACAGUACAGUCAAGACAUGUUUCCUCAAGCGCUGGAGACCUUGAAACAGGCCUAUAAUAUUAUGAAGGUGACCCACGGGACAGAUCACAGCCUGAUGCAAGCCUUGGUGGAGUUAAAGCAACAGUGUGAGGCCAUCAUGAGAAUACAGUGAAGAUAACUUCUAGUCUGGAAAUCAAAAUAUUCAAGGAAAAAGGAAAUCAAAUGCUUUUUAUUGCAUUGGGAAGCUUCUUGAUGAUUUUGGUGUCUUUUCAUUAGGACCUACUUGCUUUACAAAAAUGUUUAGUAUUUAUUAGUUUUGCUGUAUAAUUUGAAUUGACUUGAUGUUUGAGAGAAUAUCUGCAAUUUUCAGAGGUUUUUUUUUUCCUACCAAACAAUCUAAUUGACAAUACCUAAUUAUCAAUUUACAACACCUAAUUUAAUUGAUAAUAAGUAUUAGGAAAUGCAUACAGAGUCUUCAUCUGUUACAAAGUGAUAUAAUUCCAUUGAUAUCAGCAGUCAAUUUUUUAUACCAGUUUUUGCCAGCAAUUAAGGAUCUCAUGUCAGACACAUUAUAAGCAGAGAGAAUAUAUUUUUUCCUUUUGCCUUGCCCUUAGGUGUGGUUUCCAAAGGCCUGAUCCAGUGCUCUGACAUCAAAUAAGUUUCCCAAUGUUCUAAAUGAGAUUUUCCUCCUCCCCAGUAUAUCUGCAGGGCUCUGUCCCUCUUCUUCUUGCAUUUUAUAUGUUAUAAUAUUGAAUAUUAAAAUGGAUUGAAUAAAAAAUUUAAUCAAAAGUG